AUGGCUGAUUAUCAGCAGCUAGGUCAAGCUGAUGAUGAUGAAGAAGUUAAAUUUUCAACUCCAAAUGUUUUUAUUACUUAUAAACGUCGAUGGUUCUAUCUAUUCGUUGUUUGUUUAGCUCAAAUAUCGAAUGCACUAAUUUGGAUAAAUUUUUCACCUAUUGCAAAUUUGGGUACAGAAUAUUAUAAAGUCAGUUAUGAUGCUAUUAAUUGGCUUAGUUUAAUGUAUAUGAUUGUAUCAAUACCAUUUACAUUACCAUCAACUUGGUUAAUAGAUAAACUUGGUGUUCGUUAUGGGAUGUUAAUUGGUACUUGGAUGAAUGCUGUUGGAAGUAUUGUUCGAUGUUUUAGUAUAUUGCCAAUAUUUAGUAAUAGUGGAAGAUUUGCAAUACUUAUGAUUGGACAAUUUAUAUGUGCUUUAGCACAAACUUUCAUUCUAUUUAUUCCAACAAAAUUUAGUUUUGUUUGGUUUUCCGAACAACAACGUUCAUUAGCAAAUUCAAUUGCUAUUGGAAGUAAUUUUUUUGGUAUUCUCAUUGGCAGUAUUCUUUCACCAUUAAUUGUACCUAAUAUUAGCAAAAUUCCAUUACUAUUAUAUUUAAGUGUAAUACCUGCUCUAAUAGCUGCUUUACUUUCUCUUGGAAUACGAUCUGCACAACCACCUACACCAUCAUGUCAAGCAGUUGUUUAUGUACAACAACCAUUUUCACUAGCGUUACUGAGACUUUUUCGAUCGAAAUCUUAUGUUGUUCUAUUUAUUGGUUGUGGACUUGCAAUUGGAUGUUUUAAUACACUUUCAACAUUAGUUCAACAAAUGAUGUGUCCAUUUGGUUAUGAUAAUGUAACAGUUGGCUUUUGUUUGGGAUGGUUUAUUGGUGCUGGAAGUUUGGGUUCAUUGGUAUUUGGCUAUUUCGCGGAUAAAACAGGGAAAUUAGAGGAAAUCUCAAAAAUAUUAUAUGCUACAAGUUCAAUUGCUUAUAUUCUUCUUGUCUUGUUUAUUAUCAAUCAAGUAUGGAAAUAUUUUAUUUAUUUUGCAUUUGCUUUUGUUGGUUUUGUAUCAUUACCAUUAUCACCUAUAUCAAUGGAUUUAAGUCUUGAAUGUGUUUAUCCAAUACCAGAAGCAACUGCAACAGGAAUUAGUGUUAUGUCCAGUCAAAUUAUUGGAAUACUAAUGGUAGUUAUUUUUCCAAAAUUUGCUCGUCCGCUUAAUGCACAUCAAAUGUUAAUUGAGACUUGUUCAAAAGAUCUGAAAGAUGAUAUAGCAAUAUUAGAUUAUUCAACUAUUCAAUUUGAUUCACCAAAAGAUUUAGCUUCAUUUUCUCGAGUAUCUCGAUUAUUUUUAUCUGUAUCACGUGAUGAUCGUAUAUGGCAACGAUUAUGCUAUCGAUUAUAUAAUAUUAAACCAUCAUUAAAUGGAAUGAAACAAAGUUUUUAUGAUUUAUUUACAAAAACUCUUGUACCUUAUGGCCGAUAUCUUGGUUAUUGGAAAUCAAAUGAAAGAUAUUUUGGUGGUCUUACUGAUGUUACAUUAAAUAUAUUAGAUGGAACUAUUACAGGAGAAAAAUUAAGUGUAAUGAAUGCUUCAAAUAAUAUAGCUCAAUAUUAUUUUGAUGAUGAAGAUGAAGAAGCGAAUGAAUCAUUUUUAAAACCAGUUUUUAUACGAUCAAAAUUAUUUACUAUUGAUAGUUUAUCUCAUCAAAUCUAUUGUCAUCAAUACAAUCAGGCUCAUCAUGAAUUAUCUUGGAUAAAAACUUUUAAUAAAAAUCAACAAUAUUUCGGUUUAUCACAAGAAGCAUUACCCAGUAAUGAACGAUCAUUAUUAAUUACACAUGAUCAUGAUUUAACGGAAAUACCCGGAGAACGAGAUAUUUAUUUUACAAGACAUUGUUCCGAUGAUUCAACAAUUAUUUAUCAUCCUCUAUCAAUUCCACAAUCAACAACUGAUGCGAGUAAUCAUUCAUUAUCACGUUUAAAUGGUCUUUGGAUAGGAUCUUAUGGUGGUCAUGGUCUUGAAUUACUUCAUUUAGAAUUGUGUCAUGAUUUUACAUGUCCAACAACGGUUGAUGGAAUGUUAACAGAUGCAGAAAUUGUUCCAGAUGCUUUAAUUGCUAGAAAAAUUUCCGGAGAUCCGAAUGUACCACAUGGUAAAAUAACUUUUGCUGCUAUACAUCCUCUUGAAGGUGAAUCAGAUUCUCCUUUAUGUUAUGAAGGCAUUGGACAAAUUGCACAUACAGGUUAUGUUAAUCCACAAUUUAUCCGUACAAAAGUAACUAUAUUAUCGAAUGAUAUGUUAACCGUCACAUGGUAUGCUUUACAUCAUACCUCAUUGUUUAAAAGAUGUAUAUUUUGA
Molecule: messenger RNA, 2349 nt
Organism: Adineta steineri
Lineage: Eukaryota; Metazoa; Rotifera; Eurotatoria; Adinetida; Adinetidae
Source: the annotation of a GenBank genome assembly